AUGGUUGAAGUCCCCAGAAAUCACAAUGAGAGCAGUAGGGUGAACCGUCUGUAUCCGGGCCACAACUGCGUGAAUGGCGUCACAGGCGCUGCGAGGGAGAUGCGUAUCGCCCGAUCGGAAAAGGAUUUCUUGGAGCAGCUGGAGUCGGCGAGACGGGAAGCGAGGAAAUCUUUCAACGAUGACGUAAUGCUGGUGGAGAAGUUUGUAGACCCCAGAUGCUGUACAGUGGAGUUCAUCAUGGACGCUCAGCACAACUUGUACUUCGUGGAGAUGAACACGCGGCUGCAGGUGGAGCACCCGGUGUCGGAGAUGAUCACAGGGACCGACCUGGUGGAGUGGCAGCUGCGGGUGGCGGCAGGCGAGCGUCUACAGCUCCUCCAGGAUGACAUAAUCUUAAAGGGACACUCGUUUGAGGCCAGGAUCUACGCUGAGGACCCCGACAACGACUUCCUGCCAGGAGCCGGCCCCCCGCUGCACCUGUCCACACCUGCCCCGGACCAGAGCGCGCGCAUCGAGACGGGGGUCAGGGAAGGUACGGGACACGAAAGGACGAAUCGAUCUGAAACUCAACGUAGAGUCCGAGCGCUGUUUUUAGUUUAA
Messenger RNA from Periophthalmus magnuspinnatus, 600 nucleotides. RefSeq names its product methylcrotonoyl-CoA carboxylase subunit alpha, mitochondrial-like. Gene Ontology annotation, molecular function: metal ion binding; ATP binding; methylcrotonoyl-CoA carboxylase activity. The coding region runs from base 1 to 600 and encodes 199 amino acids. Gene Ontology annotation, cellular component: mitochondrion. NCBI's taxonomy places the organism in Eukaryota, Metazoa, Chordata, Actinopteri, Gobiiformes, Gobiidae. The record is from RefSeq and is a predicted model, not a curated record. The transcript is spliced from 5 exons.